AUGUUAUCUUCGUGGAAGACUUGCUGUGCGAGAAUACCACAACGAUGGUUAUUCGCAGUGAUGGGAUGUCUGGCGACCACUCUCAUAUUCUCCAUGCGGAAUUGCCUGUCAACUGCCAUCACCGAGAUGGUUAUCACCGCUACAUCAUCGUCCAAUAGUACCACUUCAGACGACACCUGUCCAUCAACAGAAUCCACAUCAUCGACAACUUCAAGUAGCAGUGGCAUUUACGAAUGGGAUGAAUACACACAGGGUCUCAUUUUAUCCAGCUUUUUCUGGGGGCAAGUGAUAACUCCAAUUCCCGGAGGGAUCUUGGCCGACAAAUAUGGAGGAAAGCAAAUCCUGGGUUUCUGUAUUUUAACGAUAUCGAUAUUCAGCCUACUGACGCCAGUAGUGGUUCAAACAUUCGAUGCAACGGGCCUGAUGGUCCUCCGAGUGCUGAUGGGACUAUGCUCUGGAAUAUUUUUUCCUGCCUUGAAUUCUCUCAUAUCUCAAUGGGCACCCCCCCAAGAAAUAUCAAAGAUUGACGCUCUAGUGUUAUCCGGAAUACAAAUCGGAACGGUACUUGGUAGUGCGCUAUCUGGGUUUCUGAUUGGCUAUUCGUCAAUAGGAUGGCCGAUAGUGUUCUACGUUUUCGGGGCAAUUGGUUUACUCUUCUACCCAUUUUGGAUUCUGCUGUGCUACGACAAGCCCGACACUCACCCAUUCAUCAGUGAGAAGGAACAGAACUACCUUGACGUCUCGACCAGCGACCAGCGGCAUAAAAGAACCAUCCAAGUCCCCUGGAGGCACAUACUGACAUCAAGAUCAGUCUGGGCUCUCCUGUUCGGAAGAGUAGGUUAUUCUUGGGGCCUUUACACGAUGGUCACGAACCUGCCAAAGUACAUGAAGAGCAUUCUAAAGUUCUCCAUCCAGACAAACGGACUUCUGACCGCUUUUCCAUACGUCAUACUUUUCUUCGUCAGUAAUGGAACAGCCUGGCUUGCAGACUGGCUGAUAAAGGCUGGCAAACUGUCUUGUAAAAAUAUGCGAAAAAUUUUUAUGACUAUUGCUUCCGUUGCAGCAGCUGUCUUUAUGAUCGCGGCGUCCUACGCUGGCUGCGACCGCGUACUCGUCGUCGUCUGCUUCACAGCUGGUAUCGGCGUCAUGGGGCUCUUUUACCCCAGUGUUAUAGUGAACCAGCUUGAUCUCGCUCCGAAUUAUUGUGGCUCAAUAGUCGCUUUAGCAGACACUGUCACAUCUUUGCUAGCAAUUCUUGCACCCUACAUGGUCGGUGUUCUAACUCCGAAUCAGACAUUGCCGGAGUGGAGAAUCAUCUUCUGGAUCACAUUCGCACUUUACGUUGUCUCUGUUACGAUGUACAAUAUAUGGGCCGACGGGGAGGUUCAAUACUGGAACGAUCCCGACUUUCGGGACAAUCCAAUUCAUAAAAAGAAAAUGCGCGUCAACCCAAAUGUCUCUGCAUCCGGAUAA
Messenger RNA from Diprion similis, 1473 nucleotides. RefSeq names its product putative inorganic phosphate cotransporter. The transcript is spliced from 3 exons. Gene Ontology annotation, biological process: monoatomic anion transport; transmembrane transport. The record is from RefSeq and is a predicted model, not a curated record. Gene Ontology annotation, molecular function: transmembrane transporter activity. The coding region runs from base 1 to 1473 and encodes 490 amino acids. NCBI's taxonomy places the organism in Eukaryota, Metazoa, Arthropoda, Insecta, Hymenoptera, Diprionidae.